AUGAGUAUCAUUGUGCAAGCUGCUACGAUAGAAUUGGACGCUCUGACAAAGCGUGUCAAGGCCAGCUAUUAUCAUACUAAAAAAAAACCAGACGAAGAACAAAAUCAAUUUGAAAAUGAUUACAAACUACUAACCAUGUCCGAUGCAAAUCAUUUUCAAAAUGAGAUUACGACAAGUACAAAUAAUAACGAUGCGAAUGCGGGAAUGGGUCGGUCAGUUAGUAGUGCUCGUUUUCAAAUAGCGAAAGUAUCAGAUAACGACGCAAGUGGACAGGAAUCCUUAGGAAAAGCCACGAGUAUUCCAAGUAGUUUAUCGUCAGCUGUCCAACCAUCAGCAGUUCCAAAUCAUAAGAAAAUCAAAAUUUUAAUCGGUGCCGACGAUGAUAGUGAAUACAGUAGCACAACAUCUGGUUUACUUCAACCACAGAUCAACAUUACUUUCAGCACUCCGCCAAUUGACGAUCACCAGAAAGAGCCAUGUGCUUAUGAUACUAUUGAUGCAUUACCUCACAUUGAUCAUUAUCGUAAUCUAUUUUCGAUCACAUCGCCUGAAUCAAAAACGCGACCAACGCUCGAAGCUUUACAUGAAACAACGAAUAAUUCAUCAAAACUUCGACUAGGAUCGACGAUUGAUCUGAAUAGUGAGAUGGUGAGUACAUUGAUGCCACAAAUGGAUCAACCAUCACAAAUGGAUAACAAACCAAAAAUUGAAGUUGUUAAAUUUGGUUGGAUCGUUGGUGUUCUUAUUCGCUGCGUAUUGAAUAUAUUCGGUGUUAUGCUCUUUCUUCGUUUAUCAUGGGUUACUGGCCAGGCUGGUAUCGGACUGGCGUGCGUUAUUGUUAUCGUUUCUACGGCAGUUACAGUUAUAACAGCUAUUUCAAUGAGUGCUAUUUGUACAAAUGGCGAAGUGAAAGGCGGCGGAACGUAUUAUCUCAUAUCACGUAGUCUUGGACCUGAAUUUGGUGGUGCUAUUGGUUUAAUCUUUUCAUUUGCUAAUGCAGUAGCUGCUGCAAUGUAUGCAAUUGGUUUUGCAGAAACUGUUCGUGAUAUUCUCAAAGAAAACAAUGUGAAAAUGUUCGGUAUUAUUAUCGAAGGUGAUUCUGUUAAUGUCGUUCGAAUCAUUGGUGUUAUUACAAUGACAGUUGUACUAUGCAUUGCGUUAAUUGGUAUGCGGGGUGAAACUGUAGUACAAAUCACAUUAUUAAUAACACUAUCAGCAUCUUUAUUAAACUUUUUCAUUGGAUCUGUUUUACCACCGACAGCUUAUAAACGACGACAUGGCUUUGAAGGAUAUUCAUGGAAAAUCAUUAAAGAAAAUUUUGGACCUAACUUUACAAAUGGUGAAACAUUCCAAAAUGUUUUUGGAGUCUUUUUUCCUUCAGUUACUGGCAUUCUCGCUGGAGCAAAUAUAUCUGGCAAUUUAAAAAAUCCAUCCAAAGCUAUUCCACUCGGGACAAAUGUUGCCAUAGGUUUUACUUCGAUCGUUUAUCUCACUUUUUGUAUUGUCUCGGGUUGUACAACCAGACGAGAUGUUAAUUUACCUUUCUAUGAACGAAAAAAUGGUAGUAUGAUACAAAUAGUCAACUGUAGUUUAGUUUCUGAUGAUAAAAACUGUAAAUCAGGUUUAAUUUACAAUUAUCAAACAAUGAGAAUGAUCUCAGCCUAUGGCCCAAUCAUCAUCGCUGGCAUCUUCGCUGCGACAUUAUCGAGUGCGUUAGGUAAAAUUCUAAUUGUUUGUUUUCAAUCGUUUGGAGACGAAGUUGUUUGUUCUCUAGCGAGUCUUGUUGGUGCUCCGAAGGUAUUUCAAGCUGUAUGUCGUGAUAUGAUCUUUCCUCGAUUGAAAUAUUUUUCUGUCGGGAAUGGUAAAACGGAUGAACCGCAUCGCGCUUAUUUCUUAACAUAUUUCAUCGCUCUUCUAUUUACGGCUAUUGGUGAAUUGAAUGUUAUUGCACCGAUUAUCUCUAAUUUCUUUCUUAUGACGUAUGCACUUGUUAACUAUUCGUGUUUUGAUGCAUCGUUGGCUACAGCGAGCGGUUGGAGACCUGCUUUUCGAUAUUAUAACAAGUGGCUAGCAUUGACUGGUGCAUUGUUAUGUAUUGCAGUAAUGUUUAUCAUCAACUGGUGGGCAGCAUUGAUAACAUUAGUGAUUAGCAGUGGUAUAUUUCUCUAUGUUCGAACAACGAAACCUGAAAUUAACUGGGGAUCCUCGGUACAAGCUCAUACUUAUCGUCGAGCGUUGGAUGCGACAUUGAAAUUGAGAAGUGUGCAAGAACAUGUGAAGAAUUUUCGACCACAAAUAUUAGUAUUAACCGGAAAUCCUAUUUGUCGACCGGCGUUAGUUGAUCUAGGAACAUCGGUAACUCACGGUCAUAGUUUAAUGAUUUGUGGAAAUGUUGUUUUGAAUGAUCCAUCAGUGAAUAUUAAAUUAUAUGAUCAAAGAGAACACGGAGAAGCUUGGUUAAAAAAACGAAAUUCCAAAGCUUUCUAUCAACCUAUUGUUGCCUCGACUCUCCGACAGGGAACCAUGGCAUUAUUACAGUGCGUCGGCGUAGGUAAGAUGCGACCCAAUGUCGUUUUCCUUGGUUUCAAAAAUGAUUGGACGACAAUACCUGAAGCAACUAUCGACUAUUUCAAUAUCAUUCAUGAUGCAUUGGAUCUGAAAUAUGCCGUAGGAAUUCUUCGUCUUCAAACAGGACUUGAUUUUAGUGAUUUUUUUGGACCUGAUCUGCCCGGAGAUCCCGAUGACGAUGACGAUAGUGACGAUGAAGAUAAAAACGACGAAAUCAUCUCAUCGAGCGCUUUACGAAGUGGUGCACGUUCAGCAACGCCGCAUCAAACCGAUGUGUUGAUGUUAAAAAAUACGAUCUUAAAUAAAGGUGCUCUAGUAACUAUGAAUGUAUUCCAUCCUAAACAUUCAUCCACGACGAUUAUCGAUGUUUGGUGGCUAUUCGAUGAUGGUGGUUUAACAUUAUUGUUACCUUAUCUCUUACGACGACGAAAGCGUUGGCGUAAUUGUCGAUUUCGUAUAUUUUCAUGUAUUUCAGGUGAAAAAGCUGAAGCUGAAAAACAACAUCUAUCGAUGGCAUCAUUAUUAGCUAAAUUUCGAAUCAAUUACUCGGAUUUACACGUUCUCCAUGGAUUGAAUAAGUCACCCAACGAAGCUGAAUGCGAGAGAUUCCAACAAACUUUGAAAACUUGGAAUCAAAAAAAUGAGAAUUAUCUCAUCACUGAUCGAGAAUACGAAGCUAACAAAGAUAAAAUCAAACGUGGUCUAAAAUUACACGAAUAUCUCUUAGAACAUAGUUCCAAAUCGACUCUCAUCGUUGUUACAUUGCCCAUUCCACGUAAACAAUCGAUCUCUGCUGGACUGUAUCUUGCUUAUUUAGAUGCAAUUAGUUAUAACAUGCCACCCAUCUUGUUCUUACGUGGUAAUCAAAAGAAUGUUCUUACGUAUUAUUCAUAG
Messenger RNA from Adineta ricciae, 3462 nucleotides. The record is from the annotation of a GenBank genome assembly. Lineage: Eukaryota; Metazoa; Rotifera; Eurotatoria; Adinetida; Adinetidae.